AAAUGAGACGCGCCGGUUUAAUCAAACCGCUGUUGCGUAUAAAUAAUAACAAAUCGCGGGAAUGGAGGAAAAACUACGCCACCCAGGUGGACCCUAACUUGGCGGAGUGUUCGCUGGACCCCAAGGAGUAUGUGGAAUUCAAGCGACAACUAAGGCAGCUCAACUUGCCCCACAAAGAUGGAAACACGUGCUUGCAACUGGAGUGUCGCCUGUGCAAAAGGCAGCCAUCCCAGAAAACCGGCGACCAAGGGCUGCUGGCUUACGUAAACAAGCGGACGGGAGCGUUUAUGUGCCCCAACUGCGAUGUGAAAACCUCACUGGCGAAUGCCUUGGCGGCUUAUCAGUUGCCCACGCCGGCUGGCUACAGGCGACUCCCGCAAAUGCAGCCGCUCCAUGAAUCCCGAUUCCCACACCUCUUCAAUGUGACCGCCGAAGCCUGCGAAGCCUUGGGAGUAAAGGGUUUAAAGGAGGACCAACUAAACGCUAUUGGAGCUCAGUGGGAGCCACAACAACAACUGCUGCACUUCAAGUUACGCAAUGCCGCUCAAAUUGUGGUGGGUGAGAAGGUUUUACAUCUGGGCGAUAAACGGGAGGAGACUUACCAGGACAUCUCGAGCUCUGGACUGCUCAUCCACGGAGCGGCGAACAAGACCAAAGCGGUUCUAGUCAGCAAUCUAAUGGACUUUAUUGUCCUCUCCACACAGAACAUUGAAAAGCAUUGCAUUGUCUGCCUGCCUUACGGCUUGAAGACGCUGCCGCAAGAGUGCCUUCCCGGCUUGGAGCGCUUCAAGGAGUUGAUCUUUUGGUUGCACUACGAUGCGACACACAGCUGGGAUGCAGCUCGAGCAUUUGCACUGAAGAUGGACGAAAGAAGGUGCCUGCUGAUCCGACCCACGGAAACAGAACCGGCGCCUCAUUUGGCAUUGGAAAGACGCCUCAAUCUCCGUCACAUCCUGGCUAAAGCAACGCCAGUGCGGCAUAAAGCCAUCACCACAUUUGGAGCGAUGCGAAAUGACAUUCUCAGUGAGUUGCAGAACAUCGAGAAAGUAAACGGAGUGAAGUGGAAGCGCUUUCCGGUGCUGAACAAACUGCUCAAGGGCCAUCGAAGGGGAGAGUUGACCAUCCUCACCGGACCAACGGGCAGUGGGAAGACGACCUUCAUGAGCGAGUAUUCUCUUGACCUGGCCAUGCAGGGUGUUAGCACGCUGUGGGGCUCCUUCGAGAUCCGGAACACCCGGCUGGCGGCCACCCUGCUCCGUCAGUAUGUGGGCUAUCCACUGGACGACCGGUUGAAGGAGUUUGACCAUUGGGCAACGGAGUUCGAGCGCCUGCCGCUCUACUUCAUGACCUUCCACGGACAGCAGCCCCUUAAGCCGGUCCUGGAGGCCAUCGAGCAUGCAUCCUAUGUACACGAUGUGAUGCACGUGAUCAUCGACAACCUGCAGUUCAUGAUGGGCGUCUCCACGAUUCGGAGCGACAAGUUUUGGGAGCAGGACUCCAUAAUAGCAGCCUUUCGCUCCUUCGCCACCAAGCACAACGUCCACGUGACGCUGGUAAUGCAUCCGCGCAAGGAGCGGCAGGAGGACGAGCUGACCACCAGCUCGGUUUUCGGUACAGCGAAGGCGACUCAGGAGGCGGACAACGUACUGAUUAUCCAGGACAAGCGGUUGACUUCUGUGAGGGGUAAAAAGUAUCUGCAGAUUGCCAAGAAUCGCUAUUCCGGCGAUCUGGGAAUAAUGCCUCUGGAAUUCGACAAAGAUGCCCUGAGUUACUCCUCCCAAAUCCAGAGUGCCAAGCGAAAGCAGGAAAAGACGCCUUCAGAGACUUGACCUAAUAAGGCAUUUGUUGUACUAUACGAUAUAAUUAUUCUGUUGUCUAUGGCUAGGUUAGGCUUAAGUGAAUCCUUUGAUAUUUAUAAACCGCAUCACGUUGAGCUCUGCUUGUA
Molecule: messenger RNA, 1945 nt
Organism: Drosophila subpulchrella
Lineage: Eukaryota; Metazoa; Arthropoda; Insecta; Diptera; Drosophilidae
Gene: mtDNA-helicase
Product: twinkle protein, mitochondrial
Exons: 3
Coding region: 3-1829 (608 amino acids)
Biological process (GO): mitochondrial DNA replication
Cellular component (GO): mitochondrion
Molecular function (GO): single-stranded DNA binding; ATP binding; 5'-3' DNA helicase activity
Source: RefSeq, a predicted model, not a curated record